AUGGCUGCUAACAACGAUAUGGAUGAGAGAGAAAAACAGUCUCCAAAAUUAGUUGUUGCAAUGGCUGAUUUCGUCGCAGUAGAUAACACUCAAUUGAGCUUUAACGAAGGUGACGAAAUGACUAUUUUGAGCGAGAGUUCCAGUGUUUGGUGGUGGGCCGAACUAGAUGAAAUAUGUGGAUAUGUUCCGGUGUCCUAUGUGGUACCUGUUUCUGAGUACAUAUCUCGGCACACACAGAAUCACGAUUGGCAGGAUGAAGAGUACUUUGGAGCAUACGGCAAAGUGAAAAUCCACCUUGAGAUGUUAAGCGAUCAUCCAAGAACUCUUGCUUAUCGAAACGCCAUCCAAAAGCAUCGAGAUGUUUUCAUUGGAAAAACUGUCUUAGAUGUUGGAUGUGGUUCAGGGAUUCUGAGCUUGUUUUGUGCUAAAGAUGGAAAGGCAAGUAAAGUUUACGCUGUGGAUGGAAGUGUAGAUAUCGGGGAACUGACCAAAGAACUCGUUGAAAGAAACGAUUUACACAAGAUAAUCACCGUUAUCACAGGAAAGAUUGAAGAAAUUGAGUUACCAGAGAAAGUUGACAUUAUUAUCUCUGAGUGGAUGGGUACGUUCCUUGUUUUCGAGUUUAUGAUCGACACAGUGCUGUAUGCACGAGACAGAUGGUUGAAGGCUGAUGGUGUGAUAUGGCCUUCAAAUGCAAAGUUAUUUGUUGUACCUUGUUGUGCAGAAGAAGCUUAUAAAGAGAAAGUUACUGCAUGGAACAAUCAAUAUGGUUUUGAUUUUUCUCCUUUUCUUAACAGAGCUAAGACAGAAGUUCUUAACAGACCUUUGCAUAACCAUGAGCUUGACCCAAGGGACUGCUUGUCUCAAGGAGCAGUUCUUUUGGAUAUUGACAUGUCCACAUUUGCGAAGGAAAAUCUUGAACUGAUGUCGGAAAAUUUUGAGUUUGUGAUUAGUAAGGAAGGUACAUUACAUGGGCUGUGUUCAUGGUUCAGUGUAACUUUUGGAGGGAUACCCAUCACAGAUACAUCAGAAUGUGUGAUACUGUCAACAGCACCUGAUCAAGAACAAACUCACUGGAAACAAAAUCUUUUUCUACUAGAAGAACCAGUGACUGUUCAUGUUGGUAAUUUUAUUGAAGGUUCUGCCACCUUGAGGCGAAAUCCUAAAUAUAGACGGCAUAUGAAUGUCACUUUUGAAUUUAAUAUUUUCACUAGUGAUUCAAAAGGAGAAAUUGUUUAUAGCAAUAAGAAAAAAUAUUUUAUUUGGAGAUAG
Molecule: messenger RNA, 1272 nt
Organism: Pocillopora meandrina
Lineage: Eukaryota; Metazoa; Cnidaria; Anthozoa; Scleractinia; Pocilloporidae
Source: the annotation of a GenBank genome assembly